AUGGCGGCCGUAACAAAUGUCCUCUGCAGCUCCUUCGGCUGCAUGCUCCUCGGUCUGGCCGUGGCACGGCUCCAGUUGCUCACCGAGGCCGGCUGCGGCGCCGUCGCAAAGCUGUACGCCAAGCUGGUCUUCCCGACAAUGGUCUUUUCCGGCGUCGCCCUGAUCGACCUCUCGGCAGUCGACCCAGCCGUGGUGCUGGUGGCUGCGGGCUCCAAAGCCAUUCUUGCGGCGCUAGUCACGUGCUGCGGGGUCGCCGUGCUCCGCGCCGACAAGGGCCGGGCCGCGGUCGCGCACGCCGCGGCGUGGGCGAUGGCCGCCACCCACUCGUUUGACGUCACGCUCGGCGUGCCGCUCGCUCGCGCUCUCUUCCCGGGCAAGGUGGACUACCUCUACCUCAACCAGACGGCGCAGCUGGUGCUGAUUAAUCCACCGCUCCUGAUCCUGAUGCAGCUCGGCGGCGGCGGCGGCGGCGGCGGCGCCGUGCUGCGCGGCAUCGCGCGAGAGCCUCUCGUGGUGAUGACCGUGCUCGGCCUCGCGUGCGGCCGCGGCUUCGGCGGGGUGCUCCCGCCGCCGCUCGCCGCGCUGAGCGGGCAGGUGGCCGCCGCAGGCCCACUGCUGGGCAACCUGGCGCUCGGCUUCGCGAUGGCGCGCGUGGGCGGCACCACCGCCGCCGAGGCGAGAGCGUCGUGCGCCCUCUGCGCCGCGAAGCUCGGCGUGAUGCCCUGCCUCUACGUCGGCGUCGCGGCGCUGAUCGGCUGCGACGCGCCCUCCGCCUUCCUUGUCUUCCUCGGCUCGCUGCCCGCCUCCGCCUCCGUCUACUCGCUCGCCCUCGUGCGCGACCUCUCCCCGCGCGUCAUCGGGCCGCUGGUGCCCGCCUCCAUCCUGCUCUCCGUCGCGAGCAUCCUCCUGCCGCCGGAGGCCCGCUCCGCCGUCAUGAUCGCCGCGGCGCUGCUCGCCGCCGGACUGGGCGCGAUCUACUCGCUGCGGGCAAAGGGGAAGGCCGACUGA
Molecule: messenger RNA, 1008 nt
Organism: Emiliania huxleyi CCMP1516
Lineage: Eukaryota; Haptophyta; Isochrysidales; Noelaerhabdaceae
Exons: 1
Coding region: 1-1008 (335 amino acids)
Source: RefSeq, a predicted model, not a curated record